Rotaria sp. Silwood1 is the source of this 246-nucleotide messenger RNA. The record is from the annotation of a GenBank genome assembly. NCBI's taxonomy places the organism in Eukaryota, Metazoa, Rotifera, Eurotatoria, Philodinida, Philodinidae.
AUGCCGGACACAAAAUUAUAUGAUUUACUUGGUGUUUCACGAAAUGCAAGCGAUCAUGACAUAAAAAAAGCUUAUCAUAAACUUGCUAAAACACAUCAUCCAGAUAAAAAUCCUGAAUCGGCCGAAAAAUUUAAAGAAAUAUCAUUUGCUUAUCAAGUUUUAACAGACGAUAAUAAAAGACGUAUCUAUGACACCUAUGGUCUUGAAGGACUUAAAGAAGGUGGUGGCAGUGGUGGUGGAGGUUAG